This is a messenger RNA of Amborella trichopoda, 2583 nucleotides long. The record is from RefSeq and is a predicted model, not a curated record. Lineage: Eukaryota; Viridiplantae; Streptophyta; Magnoliopsida; Amborellales; Amborellaceae.
UUAUUGAUUAUUAUCCUUCUUCUCCUGUGUUUUUGGAGCUAUUUUCCCCUUCUUUUUUUUAGCAAUUUUGGUUCAGAAAAUGGCUUCAGACCUGAAUUAACAUGAUCUUUUAGGAUCUGCUUAUUUUAUUUUAUUUUUUUAGUUAAAAAAUGUCAUCAAAUGCUUGAAAUUAAAAGGAUCAUUGGAAACUUCAGUAUAGUAUUGAGGUUUUAGAGUCUAUGAUAAGAAACGUCCAUCUUUUUUUAUUCUAUAUUUUUGCCUUGAAAGUGCACAGAUUAAGCUUGAAUUUGCAACAUGAUUUGAUUUUCUGUUUUUUCUGGGGUUGGGAUUCUUUUUUUUCCUUUUAAAGUGUAUCUGAUUCCUCUUUUUUUCGUGCAUGGUCACUGUUUUCUUUUCCUUUUGAUGUUCUCUCAUGUUUAUGAAGCUCUGAUGAAGCUUUAGUAGGAUCUGUUGGUUUCAUACCCUAUCUAUUGUUUUUUUAUUGUUAUUUUUUUUGUCAUUAAUGGGUGCUUUCUUAUGUUCAAUAUGAUCUUUCUCAAAAUUGGAUGUGCAAACCUGUUUGUCUUUAUAGUUUGAAGCUCUGCCAAUAAAAAAUGCAAGUAUUUAAGCUUAAAUUAAUAAAAAGUCCAUCUUACAAAUUAGGUACAGAAUGAUAGGGAUGGCUGAGGUUUUCAUGUCUGCUGAUGUUUCCCAAAAUUUUAUGCUUUUUUAUUGUAUAAUAAGAAGCCCACCAGACUUUGAUAAAUGAGUGAAUUGAUCUUCCUCUUGUUUAUUUAUCUUUUUAUUAUCUUCAUUUGUUAUUAACCUCGUCCUUCUUGUUCUUCUUUUCGUGAUUGUUGGUGACGUCACAUUUUUAUAUGCUUAUGAUUGCUCAGUUUUGAUUAUGUGGGGCUAGCUCUCUUGAUUAAUAUGUGCCAUGUCAAAAAUUUUGCUUUGCUAGAUGUGAGUAUCAGUUUGCUAAUGAUCAUGCUUGGCAUAUUGUUUUUAGUGAAAAGUUAUAUACUUGGGCCCCCAAUCGCAAUGGCAGUUGAUCCAGUAAAUGUCUCUGAGUUUGAAGAAUUAGCUAGACAAGCACUUCCUAAGAUGUACUAUGACUAUUAUAGAGGAGGUGCUGAGGAUGAGUAUACCUUGAAGGAAAGCGUUAUUGCCUUUCAAAGAAUAAUGAUUCGUCCAAGGAUUCUUAUAGAUGUGACCAGUAUAAAUUUAUCGACAAAUGUACUGGGAUACCCUAUUCAGGCACCCAUUAUGAUUGCUCCAACAGCAAUGCACAACUUGGCACAUCCUGAAGGAGAAUUAGCAACAGCCAGAGCUGCAUCAGCAUGUGGUUCAAUCAUGGUAUUAUCGACUCAUUCUUCCUUUACAAUUGAGGAGGUUGCGUCGAGCUGUGAUGCUGUUCGAUUCUUUCAGUUAUAUAUAUUUAAGGAAAGGGAACUUUCAGCUCAAUUAGUGAAAAGAGCAGAGAACAAUGGGUACAAGGCUAUCGUACUAACAGUUGAUGUUCCCAGGUUUGGUCGAAGAGAGUCAGAUAUACGAAACAAAAUGAUUUCGCCUAAGUCAAGAAACUUUGAAGGUCAAUUGUCAUUGGACAUCAAGAAGGAUACGGGUUCUAAUUUAGCAUCCUUUGCAAAUCGGUAUAUGGAUGCUUCUGUCACUUGGAUGGACAUAAAGUGGUUGCGAUCAAUAACGAACUUGCCAAUUCUGAUCAAGGGCGUGCUUACUGCUGAAGAUGGUAUACAAAUUAUUUGUAUUUUCAUACUUUCAUCAAGAAGAGAAAAUACCACUAAAUGGGUGUAUAUAUAUAUUUGGGAGCCCAAAUUCAAAUUGCUCUCCAUUUCUCUACUAAACCUGAAUUUUAACUCCGUUACCAAAAGAAUAUACAAUUCCUCACUUCGUGCCUUCAUCUUUAUAUGCUGCUCUGUAUGUGUGUUUUGCCUUUCGAAACACAAUGCACUGUUUCUGAUGUUUGCUGCUUUAUUUGACAUUUUCACUUUUAAACAUCCCAAUAGCUUUGUUUUCUAUGUGUUUGGGUGGCAGGUGGUUCAAGCGGUUGGUGGAAAGAUUCCUGUUCUCCUUGAUGGCGGUAUUCGUCGUGGAACAGACAUCUUCAAAGCACUGGCAUUAGGUGCUCAAGCUGUCUUGAUUGGGAGGCCUGUGGUGUAUGGACUGGCAGCCAAUGGGGAGAGUGGGGUGAAUAAAGUUAUGAAGAUGCUGAGAGAUGAGCUUGAGCUCACAAUGGCUCUCGCUGGUUGUUGUUCUCUGAAGGAAAUCACUAGAAGCCAUGUCCAAACCGAGCAAGAUGGAUUCAGAUCCAUGCUUUGAUGACAUCUCUGAUACUCACCCAGAGAGCGACUCUAAAGUUGCACCGUGCAUAACGUUUGCUAGUUGUGUGUGUUGGAAGUGCAGGACUUUCACACUGGUGUGUUCUAAUUUGUGGGGUGUAAGUUGCACUGUGCAUAACGUUUGCUAGUAGAGUGUGUUGGAGAUGCAGGACUUUCACACUGGAGUGUGCUAAUUUGUGGGGUGUAUGGAUUCGUAUGCGUAUGCGCAUUGUUUUUCGAACUGGUGGAGGGAUCUUCGAAGCUU